Propithecus coquereli (Coquerel's sifaka) is the source of this 741-nucleotide messenger RNA. RefSeq names its product olfactory receptor 52B2-like. Gene Ontology annotation, molecular function: olfactory receptor activity. Lineage: Eukaryota; Metazoa; Chordata; Mammalia; Primates; Indriidae. The record is from RefSeq and is a predicted model, not a curated record. The transcript has a single exon. Gene Ontology annotation, biological process: G protein-coupled receptor signaling pathway. The annotation marks the transcript as partial. Gene Ontology annotation, cellular component: membrane.
UGGGAUCUGAUUCUAUUCACAUCCACAGUACCCAAAGCCCUGAGCAUUUUCUGGUUGGAUGAUGUCUACAUCUCCUUUGGAGGCUGUGUCACUCAGCUCUUCUUUAUGCAUUUUGCCUUUGCCGCGGAAUCAGGUAUUCUCUUGGCCAUGGCUUUUGACCAUUAUGUGGCCAUCUGCUACCCACUGAGGUAUACCACCAUUCUUAGCCAUGCUGUCACUGGCAAAAUAGGGGGUGUUGUGGUGUUCAGAAGUUUUGCAACCAUCUUCCCCAUUGUCUUCCUUGUGAAGCGUCUGCCCUUCUGCCAGACAAAUAUCAUUGCCCACACCUUCUGUGAACACAUGGGGCUGGCAAAGCUGGCCUGUGCAGAUAUCACCAUCAAUAUUUGGUGUGGAAUCUCUGUGCCACUACUCAGUGUUAUGGUAGAUAUGGUGACGAUAGUCAUCUCCUAUGGGCUCAUUGUUCGAGCAGUCUUCAGGCUGCCGUCCCACGAUGCUCGGAUGAAAGCGCUCAGCGCCUGUGGUGCCCACGUCUGUGUCAUCCUCAUGUUCUACCUUCCAGGGAUUUUCACUGUCAUUGCUCAGCGCUUUGGCCAAAAAAUCCCCAAGCAUGUCCACAUCCUGCUGGCCAAUCUCUAUGUUCUUGUCCCCCCCAUGAUGAACCCAAUUAUCUAUGGAGUAAAAACCGAACAGAUUCGUGAACAAGUGGCCCUUGUGUUUUCUCCAAAAGUGAAAUGUUGCUGA